ACUUCCGCCUCCCUCCCUGCCAGGCGAUAAGUUUCCCGGCAUUGCUCGCGCGGCCUCUUUUCGCCUCGCGCGGCCCAAGAUGGCGGACACGCAGACUGAGAGGGCUUAUCAGAAGCAGCCUACCAUCUUCCAGAACAAAAAGCGUGUGCUUCUGGGAGACACUGGCAAAGAGAAGCUCCCACGUUACUACAAGAACAUUGGCCUGGGGUUCAAGACCCCCAAAGAGGCCACUGAGGGCACUUACAUUGACAAGAAAUGCCCUUUCACUGGUAAUGUGUCGAUUCGGGGCCGCAUCCUGUCAGGUGUGGUCACCAAGAUGAAGAUGCAGCGUACCAUCGUCAUCCGUAGGGACUACUUGCACUACAUCCGCAAGUACAACCGCUUUGAGAAACGCCACAAAAACAUGUCUGUGCACCUGUCUCCUUGCUUCAGGGAUGUGCAAAUUGGGGAUAUUGUAACGGUGGGCGAGUGCCGUCCACUCAGCAAGACAGUCCGGUUCAAUGUCCUCAAGGUGACCAAGGCUGCUGGUACCAAGAAGCAGUUCCAGAAGUUCUAACGCUUUCCUUGAGAUGUUCAAAUAAACCUUUUGUAAAGACCCA
Elgaria multicarinata webbii is the source of this 599-nucleotide messenger RNA. It is a transcript of the gene RPS11, whose product is annotated as ribosomal protein S11. The transcript is spliced from 5 exons. Gene Ontology annotation, cellular component: cytosolic small ribosomal subunit; ribosome. The record is from RefSeq and is a predicted model, not a curated record. Gene Ontology annotation, molecular function: structural constituent of ribosome. NCBI's taxonomy places the organism in Eukaryota, Metazoa, Chordata, Lepidosauria, Squamata, Anguidae. Bases 80 to 556 code for a protein of 158 amino acids. Gene Ontology annotation, biological process: translation.